AUGGAAAAUGAUAAAAAGGUUUAUCUCAGGCAGUCGAGAAAGAGGUGCUUACAAGCUUUCAGGAAUGACCGGAAUGCAGAGCGGGAAAUGGCAGAACACAGACAGUUAAGUACCAAAAAUCAAAAUGCGACUAAUGUUGACAGCUCUGUGGAAAGCGCAAGUGAUAAUCCUAUUGACAGUAUACAGAACAGUGUAAUUUCCAGCCAAAGUAUAGAAGCCAGCAAAUAA
Messenger RNA from Paramuricea clavata, 228 nucleotides. NCBI's taxonomy places the organism in Eukaryota, Metazoa, Cnidaria, Anthozoa, Malacalcyonacea, Plexauridae. The record is from the annotation of a GenBank genome assembly.